Messenger RNA from Chenopodium quinoa (quinoa), 2585 nucleotides. RefSeq names its product zinc finger CCCH domain-containing protein 64-like. Gene Ontology annotation, biological process: mRNA splicing, via spliceosome. Gene Ontology annotation, cellular component: post-mRNA release spliceosomal complex. The record is from RefSeq and is a predicted model, not a curated record. Gene Ontology annotation, molecular function: metal ion binding; RNA lariat debranching enzyme activator activity. Lineage: Eukaryota; Viridiplantae; Streptophyta; Magnoliopsida; Caryophyllales; Amaranthaceae. Bases 83 to 2008 code for a protein of 641 amino acids. The transcript has 11 exons.
AUAAAAAUUAAAAACUAAAUUGAACUGAAAUUAAAAUAAUUUGAAGAGAAGAUGGCCUUUAUUCAUUUUGGAGUUUUGGUCGAUGAACAUGUAUUUUCUCAUUCCAUUCCUUCGAGUAUUUCAUCAUUCAAAUAGAGGUAAACUGUGCCUUAGUUAUAGUGGCACACUCUCUUGUCGCUCUCCAAUGGCUUCCCCUCCUCGGAUUCUUCUCUCCGGCGAUGUCAAUGGCCGCCUCUCUCAGCUCUUCAAACGCGUACUCUCGGUGAACAAAUCAGCAGGACCCUUCGAUGCUUUGCUAUGUGUAGGCCAAUUCUUCCCAGAAUCAGUUGAUCAAUUGGAGGAAUUCAUGGAAUACACCGAUGGGCGUCGUGAAAUUCCUAUACCCACUUAUUUUAUCGGCGAUUACGGCUUUGCUGCACCUAAGGUUCUCUCUGCUGCUGUUAAAGACCCUGGAAAUCAAGGGUUUAAGUUGGAUGGUUUGAGAGUUUGUAAUAAUUUGUAUUGGUUGAAAGGCGGCGGCAAAUUCACACUUUUCGGGUUGUCUGUGGCAUACUUAUCUGGUAGGCAAUCACCAAGUGGACAACAAUUUGGAACAUAUAGUCAGGAUGAUGUGGAUGCAUUGCGGGCAUUGGCUGAGGAGCCUGGAAUAGUUGAUUUGUUUCUGACUAAUGAAUGGCCUCGUGGGGUUACAAAUAGGAUUGCAACUAAUGAUUUAUCACCUGGGAUAUCUGAUUCUCUGGGAAGCGAUUCCACUGUAGCAGAAUUGGUAGUAGAGAUUAAGCCUCGGUAUCACAUUGCAGGUUCAAAGGCCGUCUUUUAUGCUCGUGAACCAUACUCUAAUGUUGAUGCUGUGCAUGUAACCCGUUUCUUUGGCCUUGCUCCCGUAGGAAAUAAAGAGAAACAGAAAUUUAUGCAUGCAAUUUCACCAACUCCAGCAUCAACUAUGUCAGCAGCUGAAAUAAGCACAAAACCUCCUAAUACAACACUAUCCCCAUACACAGUUGUUGAUGCUACACCUAGUACAGAGACUACCAAAAGACCAGGGGAUAGUUCUCUUGAAGAACAGUAUUGGCGUUAUGAUGUUAAAAAACAAAGGAAAGGAGAUGGAAAUGCAGAGAAACUCUGUUUUAAAUUUUUGUCUUCUGGUUCAUGCCCACGAGAAGACAAUUGUCAUUUUCGGCAUGAUCCAGAGGCAAGAGAACAAUACCGAGGAGGUGUAUGUUUUGAUUUUCUUAAUAAAGGAAAAUGCGAGAGGGGCCCAGAUUGUCAAUUUAAGCAUAACUUAGUUGAAGAAAGUGAAAUUAAUUCAAACAAAAGAUCCAGAUCUAAUAGUGCAACUACUAACAGGUCAAAAGAAUGCUGGUUUUGCUUGUCAAGCCCCAAUGUGGAGUCCCAUCUAAUUAUUACUGUUGGAGAAAACAUAUACUGUGCAUUGGCGAAAGGCCCAUUGGUUGAUGACCAUGUGCUCUUAUUACCAGUUGAGCACUCUCCAAGUACUUUAUCUCUACCUCCAGAUUGUCAAAGAGAACUUUAUAAAAAUCAGAGCAGUCUUCGGAUGUACUGCAAAGCCCAAAGUAAGGAAUACAUCUUCUUCGAAUUAAUAUCUAUUCGAGGAACUCAUGCCAAUCUCCAGGCAGUUCCUAUUCCGCAGACCAAAGCAUCUUCUGUGAAGAAUAUAUUCAAUUUAGCUGCUAAAAAGCUGGGUUUUGAGUUUGAGACAAUUAAAGGUGAUGGUACUUCUGAAGCAAGAGAGUUGUUGAAAGCUAAAUUUGACGGCAAGUCUGGUUUCUUCUAUGUGGAGUUACAUGAUGGCACUAUAUUGGGACACUCUAUAGAUGAGAAUGAAAAUUUUCCUGUUCAAUUUGGUCGUGAGGUUAUGGCUGGCCUGCUCAAAAUGCCUGAUAGGGCUGACUGGAGGAACUGUAAGCUUAGCAAAGAUGAAGAGGAGAAACUGGUGGAAGAUUUCAAAUCUCGGUUCAAGAACUUUGAUCCCAAUGAAGAUUUCUGAAUUUGACUCGGAAUGUGAUCUCAAUGAGUGACUGUAGAGGAUUAAUAGACUUAGAAAUUCCGCUUUAGAUCUCAUUGAUCUGCAGGAUUCGUGCUGCAUAUCAUUGCAGGAGUGGUAUACGGUGUAUUAUUGUUCACACCUUGACCAAGAUAAUGCGUACCAACUACACACUUGCCACUGGGGAAGUUCUCCUUGUAUCUUCACUGGAUCAUUGCGGCAUUGCCAUAUACGGAUUAUAUGCUAUCAGAGUCACAUAAUGCUUUGAAGUCGGCAUGCAAUUUAUUUUGAGCUGUAAUCUUGAUAUACUCUCAUUCUGAAUUUUGUUGCUCGUUCACCAAAAUCUAAUUAUAGAAAUAUAUUGUUGUAGAAUUGAUUCACUAAAGCUGAGUAAUGGAUGUAAUUUUGGAAUGUAUCAUUGUGUGAUUGUGUCCUCUGUAUAGUAACAUACUAGUAAUUAGGUUAAAUUUGUAUACAUAAAGUGUUUGCUCACCCUUGGGUUUUAUUGUAAAAUAAAGAAUUGUGAGUAUUUAAAUUAACUGAAUGAUUUUUCCUAAAAAAAAAAAAAAAAAAAAAAAAA